Molecule: messenger RNA, 3196 nt
Organism: Aedes albopictus (Asian tiger mosquito)
Lineage: Eukaryota; Metazoa; Arthropoda; Insecta; Diptera; Culicidae
Exons: 2
Coding region: 1052-2659 (535 amino acids)
Source: RefSeq, a predicted model, not a curated record
GGUUACACACCUUAUCCGAUUUGAGUCACCACUCAGCUCCAUGAGCUCUAAAAUCACAAAACGCUUUAUAAACAGUUAUGGACAUCCCUAAGCUCUACCCACGAUAUACGGUCUCUACCAUCGUGGACUAGAUGCUGACCAGGCACUUGGCAAACCGCCAUGAACACCAACCCUUGGCGACAACGAACUUUGGACGACGAGCAUACAGUUGCUGACAACGCAGUCAGCAAUCCACCAUGAGGACCGACCGUUGGCAACAUCGAAGCCCCGAGCGACCGCGUGUCAAUGCCCCUGGAACGGCAACGGUCACCAAUACUUCGAUCGACGCAAUCCAGGCCAACAUCAUCCGAUGGCCUUUCGCUGAUGCCAGCAAGAUUCUCAUCGAGCCCCACCGGAGGACGCAGGUGCGCCCUCAGCCCAGGUGGUCGAAGGCAGUCAGUUAGUAGGAAACCUUGAGUGCGAGCAGUUAGAAGUUCUAAGUGAAGUCUGAUAGAAAAGUGUGGCCUUCAGCCGUAGGAAAACUUAUGUAGCAAGUUCUAAGUGAAGUCUGAUAGAAAAGUGUGGCCUUCAGCCGUAGGAAAGACUUAUGUAGCAAGUGAAAAAUGAAUGAUUAAUAAAAUUCGGGACUUAGUGUUCAUAAGUGAAGAAAAAGAUUUCUUUUUAAAAAGUCAGAUGUGAAGUCCCGUACAUUUGUGGCGCAGUCGUACGGAACACUCUACGUGCAGUGCUAGUUUUUGGAAGACAAUCUAGUGACAAAACCCGAUCCGUGGUAAUUGGACAGUAGUGCGAAAACCGAAAAUUAGUGUCGAAUUGACGACAUCGGACGUGCCGGUAACCAAGGACUAAAAGUGUAACUGACUUGCGCAGGAUUCAGCAUUAAGUAGACGCUUAGCCCAAUCCGUGGCGAAGCAAGAAACUAGUGACUAUCUCCAGCGAUCAUCAGGAACCAGGCUCUUGGAAACCAUCCCUCAACCCGUAGGUGAUUUGCGCCGCCCGACACGAAAACUGCAUCGGUGGGUUUCAACCCUUUAAGAGUGUCGAACCCUCGAAGAUGACACACAAACACCCGAUACUUUUUUGUCUUACAAUUAUGAUGUUUUUCAAUCCUAUUUACUCUGCUUACUUGGAAAUCCUUGAACUUAAUGAAAAUCCCGGUAUAGUUGCGUUCAAGACUAAUUCAGUCUUUAUAAAAGAAGGAUCUCACACACUAUUCCAUAGAUUUAAUUUAUUAUCCUUUACCGUCGUUCUCAAGCAGUAUGAAUCCAUUAUUUUGAGCAUUGAAGAAAACCCAAAGAUAGCAGAACUAGUUAAAAUUCUUAAACAAAAGCAGAGUCAGGCUUAUUUUAUCCUUGAAAAUUUAACCGCUAGAAGUAGAAAAACAAAACGAUCUCUUAAUUUUCUUGGGUCUACCUUAAAAAUGAUUACAGGGAAUCUCGAUAAUGAAGAUUUGUUAAAAAUAGAAAACCAACUUGAAAUUCUUAAAAAUUCAAAUAACCUUUUAGUAACAGAGAAUAAUGAACAAAUUCAAAUUAAUAAAUUGUUUGAGGAAAGGAUUAACAAUAUUACUAAACAAGCUUAUAAACAGUCUAGGGAAAUAGAUAGCAUCAUUAAACAGACAAGACUGAGCUUAGACAGACCUGUCGAAUGGGAACAUCUCCUGCACCUACACAACAUCAUCUUCAACAUCGACAUGAUCAACCAGCAGCUGUCUACAAUUUUCGAGGCCAUUCAGUUGUCCAAGUUGGGUUUAAUUUCAAAGGCUUUCUUACAACCAUCAGAGCUAGAAUUUGCAACGAAUCUGUUGGAGUCACAAGGCGUUGUGAUUAACAGCUAUGACCAAGUUUAUGAGUUUUUGCAACCCAUAGCAUUCCACAAUAACUCAGACAUAAUCCUACUCAUAAAAAUUCCUAAAUUCAGGCAAGGAGAAUUUGUGCAACUCCAAAUAGAAGCCAUUCCACGACAGUUUAAAAUCAUACCGAUAAAUGCAACAAAAGCCAUUGUUGGUAACAAUGAGUCUUACCUAAUUUCCCAUCCAUGCAUGAACAUCGAGCAUAGCAUCAUCUGCGACGUCCAGAACUUGUUUAACACUUCAAAUGACGGAUGCUUACAUGAGUUACUAAGAGGAAAUACGGGUAACUGUACCUUCAUUAGAUCUCCAAUGAAACCUGACACAAAGGAAAUCGAGAAUCUCGGACUGUUAGUUAAAAACUCUGUUGAUCCGACUUCGAUGCAAAACAGUUGUGGAUAUGGUCCGAGGAAUUUAACAGGAACGUUUUUCAUAUCAUUUAGAGAUUGUUCCAUCACCCUCAACGGAAAAACCUUUACCAGCAAAACAUUCAGAGGAGAAUCCAGACCUGUCAUCUUACCCCUACAUUCAGUAAGCGUAGAUGAGUCACAGACAGAACCAGAAUCCAUUGACUAUAUGGAACAACUGCAUAUUAGGAAUCGUCAUAAGCUGGAGCACUUAGAAACAGCAAACAAAAGGACUAAAGUGCUCAACAUAGUAGGAAUAGUUCUCAUCACAUGCUUCGUAGCAGUAAUUUUCGCUUUUCCUACGAGAGAAGUUCGUAAACUCAAAAUGAAGCUGACAAUACGGAUCCCUGCAAACAAUGCGUUGGAAAGCUCUCAAACAAUAUUGAACCGAGACGGUUCAAACUAAGGCGGGGGAAGUUAUGGACAUCCCUAAGCUCUACCCACGAUAUACGGUCUCUACCAUCGUGGACUAGAUGCUGACCAGGUACUUGGCAAACCGCCAUGAACACCAACCCUUGGCGACAACGAACUUUGGACGACGAGCAUACAGUUGCUGACAACGCAGUCAGCAAUCCACCAUGAGGACCGACCGUUGGCAACAUCGAAGCCCCGAGCGACCGCGUGUCAAUGCCCCUGGAACGGCAACGGUCACCAAUACUUCGAUCGACGCAAUCCAGGCCAACAUCAUCCGAUGGCCUUUCGCUGAUGCCAGCAAGAUUCUCAUCGAGCCCCACCGGAGGACGCAGGUGCGCCCUCAGCCCAGGUGGUCGAAGCCAGUCAGUUAGUAGGAAACCUUGAGUGCGAGCAGUUAGAAGUUCUAAGUGAAGUCUGAUAGAAAAGUGUGGCCUUCAGCCGUAGGAAAACUUAUGUAGCAAGUUCUAAGUGAAGUCUGAUAGAAAAGUGUGGCCUUCAGCCGUAGGAAAGACUUAUGUAGCAAGUGAAA